This is a messenger RNA of Hibiscus syriacus, 3144 nucleotides long. RefSeq names its product probable LRR receptor-like serine/threonine-protein kinase At3g47570. NCBI's taxonomy places the organism in Eukaryota, Viridiplantae, Streptophyta, Magnoliopsida, Malvales, Malvaceae. Gene Ontology annotation, molecular function: protein kinase activity; receptor serine/threonine kinase binding; ATP binding. The transcript has 4 exons. The coding region runs from base 25 to 3144 and encodes 1039 amino acids. The record is from RefSeq and is a predicted model, not a curated record. Gene Ontology annotation, biological process: protein phosphorylation.
UCAUUUUGCUGAUCAUUUCAUCAAAUGACAAAUACUCGCUCCAUGCUCCCUCUUGUUGCUCUGAUUUUGUUUCCAUAUUUUGUUUCUUCUUCAUCAACCCAAUCACCCAACAUCACCACAGAUCAGUCUGCUCUUCUCGUACUCAAAUCUCGUAUAACUUCCGACCCUCGAAACCUCUUAUCAACCAACUGGUCCAUCACCACGCCGGUCUGCAGUUGGAUCGGCGUCACCUGCGGAUCCAUGAACGUUAGAAUCACGGCUUUAAAUCUCACAGGCAUGGCUCUGGUAGGGACCAUCCCACCGGACCUGGGAAAUCUUUCUUUCUUGUCAAGCCUCACCAUUCUUAACAACAGUUUCCAUGGCUCAUUACCCAACCAAUUGGCUAAUCUGCGUCGGUUGAGCCACAUGAACUUGGGGAACAACCAAAUCAGUGGGGAAGUCCCGUCGUGGUUUGGUUCUUCCUUCACCCGUCUUCGAACCUUGUAUCUAUUUGGAAACAACUUCACGGGUUUAAUCCCAUCGUCUCUGUGCUAUUUACCAAAGCUGGAGAUUUUGAAUUUGAACAGAAACAAUCUGCAAGGCCGGAUUCCUGUCGGGUUUGGAAACAUUUCCACCUUGAAGAUAUUGUCUUUGGAAAGUAACCUGCUUUCAGGUCAAAUCCCUGGGACGAUCGGUGAUCUUCUGAACUUAGAGAUGCUUAGCUUUUCAUGGAACAACUUAACAGGGCCUGUGCCUUCAAGUAUUGGGAACUUGACAUUUCUGAGUUCCCUUGACUUUUCUUAUAAUAGCUUGUCAGGUACACUUCCAUUUCAGUUUGGAAACCUAGAGAAUCUAGAAAUCUUAUUUUUGGGACAUAAUAAUUUCACUGGUUUCAUCCCUCCUUCGAUCUUUAACAUGUCUACUACAAGAGUUAUUUGGCUUGGUUUCAAUCAACUCUCCGGCCAGCUUCCACCAGUUACGGGUCAUGGACUUCCGAAACUCGAAGGGCUUUAUCUUGAGAUAAAUGAACUCAUUGGACCGAUCCCAAGUUCCAUCUCCAAUGCCUCUAAACUUAUUUAUCUUCAGCUAACGAACAAUUCCUUUUCCGGGCUUGUUCCAAGCACGUUUGGCAAUCUAAAAGAUCUGCAACACUUCGACGUAGGACAUAACAAUUUAAGUAGCGACCCUGAAUUGAGCUUUCUCUCAUCGUUGACAAACUGUAAAGACUUGCAAGUUGUGAUAUUUGAUGAUAAUCCUUUGAUCAGCGGUGAACUUCCGGUUUCUGUGGGGAAUUUAUCUGCUUCUGUAACCCUUUUCUAUGCUUCUCAUUGCAGCAUUAAGGGCCGGAUCCCAAGUGAAAUCGGAAAGUUAAGGCGGCUGUUUUGGUUGGGGCUUGAUCACAAUGAGUUUACUGGAACAAUGCCUGCAACACUUGGGAAUUUGAGUGACCUUCAAAAUGUUAGCCUUGGGAGUAAUAAGCUACACGGAUCGAUCCCGUCCGAGUUAUGUCAUUUGCGGAGUUUGGCUUACUUGACUCUCACGGAUAAUGAACUAUCUGGACCGAUUCCAGCAUGCUUAGGUGAUGUUGUUUCUCUGAGAAAUCUGUUCUUAGGCUCAAAUAAGUUUACUUCGAUUCCGUCGACCUUGGCGAGACUUAAUGGUAUCUUGUUCCUGGAGUUAUCUUCAAAUUCCCUAACUGGUUCUCUCCCGGUUGAUAUUGGGAACUGGAAGUCUGUGACCAAUUUGAAUUUGUCUGAUAAUCGGUUCUCCGGUGCUAUCCCGAGCAGCAUUGCUGGUCUCAUGCACCUAACUCAUCUCUCCUUAUCUGGUAACAUGUUACAGGGCUCUGUUCCUCAGUCUUUCUAUGAGUUGACAAGUUUGGAGUACUUGGAUUUGUCGAGAAACAACCUCUCAGGAUCGAUCCCGAAGUCGUUAGAGAAUCUACGAAAUCUCAAAUAUUUGAAUGUCUCUUUCAAUAGACUCACAGGGGAAAUUCCGAACGGAGGGCCGUUGCAGAACUACUCAAGCCGAUCAUUCAUAGGCAAUGAAGAGUUGUGUGGUUCACCACAGUUUCAAGUCCCACUCUGCAGAACUGAUGAUCCCUCUAGAAGGUCCGGGAGUUCCAAGCUUUUAUUAUAUAUCCUACCUGCAACCGGCUCGGUGAUAUUAAUAUCGACCAUGGUCAUUGUCCUUUUACGAUGUCGAAGUUUGAAAGAUGAAGUGCACGAUGAUUUGCUACCAUUGGCUGAAUGGAGAAGGGUUUCUUACCAUGAUCUCCAUGAAGCCACCGAUGGAUUUUCCGAAAGCAAUUUACUAGGAGCAGGGAGUUUUGGGUCAGUAUACCAAGGGACUCUCCCAACCGGGAUGACCAUUGCGGUAAAAGUCUUCGAUACAAAUCAAGAUAGAGCCCUUAAAAGCUUCGAUGUCGAGUGCGAGGUACUUCGCAACAUCCGUCAUCGAAAUUUGGUUAAAAUCAUCAGUAGUUGCUCUAACAUCGAAUUCAAAGCUUUGGUACUCGAGUUCAUGCCCAAUGGAAGCUUGGAGAAGUGGCUUUAUUCUCACAACCAUGAUCUGGAUAUUUCGAAAAGGCUGAACAUAAUGAUCGAUAUCGCAUCGGCACUGGAAUAUCUCCACCACAAUCACACCCCACCGGUCGUUCACUGCGAUUUAAAGCCAAACAAUAUCCUCCUGGACAAAAGCAUGGUCGCACACCUGGGUGAUUUUGGCAUUGCAAAACUCUUGGGUGAAGAAGACUUAAUGACACAAACCAAGACACUAGCAACUAUAGGUUAUAUGUCACCAGAAUACGGUUCAGAAGGAAUUGUUUCAACCAAAUGUGAUGUGUAUAGUUUCGGGAUUCUUGUUAUGGAAACUUUCACCGGAAAGAAACCAACAAACGACAUGUUUGCCGAAGAAAUGAGCCUAAAAUGUUGGGUGAAAGAAUCAUUACCGUUUGAAGUAGAUCAUGUUAUGGACACUAAUUUGCUAAAUACGGUAGAUAGAGAAGGAUUAGCGGUAAAGGAUUGCGUAUCUUCCGUCCUGCAAUUAGCCCUGCAAUGUUCGGCCGACUUAGCAGAGGAGAGGAUUGAUAUUGAAGAAGUUGUUGCCAGGUUGAAGAAGAUCAAAGCCAUGUACUUGAAUCAAGUUCAAGUUGAACAUGUUUAA